AAGAAAACUUUGCAAGGGGUUUUAGCAUUCUUCACCAGAAAAGGGAAAAGGGUUUAGCUUUCUCCACACCGCUACGAUCCAUGGCGACUAUCAUUUCCAGGACCGUAAAUCAUCUUCGUUACGUCAACCGCUCUCUGGUCCGAUCCAGGUUGCCGAUUUCGUCACCACGGCUCGCUGAGUCUCUUCAAAAUCGGCAUCUUCCACUCCUUCAACAGUCGCUGGGGAUUUAUCGAAGAUGUUUUCUUUCAACCACAACCAAUACUGCAGCAAAUGAAGGAAACCCAGAAUCAAAAACUUCAGAAAAUGCAAAUUCUGAUAAUUCUGGCGAUGGGAACAAGUCUGGGGAAUCACAUGAAAGUAAUAAUGCUGGAAAAUCUGUUCGAGGAGGGCCGGUUUCGUGGUUGAGUUUUCUGCUGCUGGUAGCAACUGGAGCUGGAAUUGUACUCUAUUACGACAAGGAAAAGAGACAACAUAUAGAAGAAAUAUUUAAAGCAUCCAAGGAAGUAAAGGAAGGACCAUCUGUGGGAAAGGCUGCCAUUGGAGGUCCAUUCAAUCUUAUCAACCAUGACGGGAAGCGAGUAACUGAAAAAGAUUUUUUGGGGAAAUGGACAUUGCUAUACUUUGGUUUCACUCACUGCCCUGAUAUCUGCCCAGAUGAGUUACAGAAGUUAGCUGCUGCAGUUGAUAAAAUAAAGGAAAAAGGAGGGAUUGAGAUAGUGCCCUUGUUCAUAUCUGUUGAUCCUGAAAGGGACACCGUUGAGCAAGUCCGUGAAUAUGUCAAAGAGUUUCAUCCAAAGCUGAUCGGGUUAACUGGUAGCUCGGAUGAAAUACGGAGCGUGGCUCGUGCAUAUCGAGUAUAUUACAUGAAGACGCAAGAAGAAGACUCAGAUUAUCUUGUCGACCAUUCCAUAGUCAUGUACUUAAUGAGUCCCAAAAUGGAAUUUGUUAAAUUUUUUGGGAAGAACAAUGAUGUUGAUUCACUUGCUGAAGGUAUAACGAAAGAGAUCAAGCAGUACAAGAAGAAAUAGAGGAAUAGUUUUCCCUUUCAUUCCCAGUGAAUAACAUUUGUACGGUUUCUUUUGAAUUUAAGAGAAUGUGAUGAGCAGCUACUUAUAUUUGAGAAAUUAAUUUCAAUCCAAGACAUUUUCAUGGAGUGACAAUUUUCAGGAAA
This is a messenger RNA of Prunus dulcis (almond), 1171 nucleotides long. RefSeq names its product protein SCO1 homolog 1, mitochondrial. Lineage: Eukaryota; Viridiplantae; Streptophyta; Magnoliopsida; Rosales; Rosaceae. The coding region runs from base 81 to 1028 and encodes 315 amino acids. Gene Ontology annotation, cellular component: mitochondrial inner membrane. The transcript has 7 exons. The record is from RefSeq and is a predicted model, not a curated record. Gene Ontology annotation, biological process: mitochondrial respiratory chain complex IV assembly; intracellular copper ion homeostasis. Gene Ontology annotation, molecular function: copper ion binding; copper chaperone activity.